Molecule: messenger RNA, 1878 nt
Organism: Fomitiporia mediterranea MF3/22
Lineage: Eukaryota; Fungi; Basidiomycota; Agaricomycetes; Hymenochaetales; Hymenochaetaceae
Product: PTR2-domain-containing protein
Exons: 6
Coding region: 1-1878 (625 amino acids)
Biological process (GO): transmembrane transport; oligopeptide transport
Cellular component (GO): fungal-type vacuole; plasma membrane
Molecular function (GO): tripeptide transmembrane transporter activity; dipeptide transmembrane transporter activity
Source: RefSeq, a predicted model, not a curated record
AUGCUUAUGCGUGAUGCCUUUCGAAAUGCUAGACGUUGGUUGACCAGCGCCAGGGAUGAGCAGCCUACCGUUGAUUAUAUUCCGCUUGCAAACACAGAACCUGUGACGCAUACCACCACUAUUGGUCCAACGAUUGAAGCAGAACCGUUUUAUCGUCGUAGAAGUGCGGGAGAACAUGAAGUAAAAGAUGACUUAGAAGACACUUCGUCAAUCGAGUAUCCCAGCCAGGAAGACAACGAGACUUUACGAAAGAUCUCGGAUGACAUACCAUUGUCGGCAUUUAUCGUCGUUAUUGUCGAGUUGUGCGAACGAAUGGCAUUCUACGGUCUGGCUGGCGUCUUCCAAAAUUAUCUCCAGAACCCUCUUCCUCCAGGAGGGAAAGGUACAGGCGCUCCAGCCUCCGUUAACGAUCCAGCUCCCGCAGGCGCUCUAAAUCUUGGACAAUCAGCAGCUUCCGGACUUCAACAAACAUUUACCACUUUCGCGUACAUCUUUCCUCUAUUUGGUGCUAUAAUAGCGGAUACAAAAUGGGGACGAUAUAAAACUAUCACAGUCUUCUGUGUAAUAUACUUCCUUGGCCUAUUGACAAUUACAAUUACGUCUUUUCCUUCUUCUCUGAAAGCCGGCUUGGGAUUGCCAGGAUGGCUCGUCGGUGCAUUUAUACUCGCUUUAGGUACAGGAGGCAUUAAGGCGAACAUCUCACCAUUAGUUGCUGAUCAAUAUCGAAGAACCAGCUCAUUUUUACGCAUAACAGAUUCAGGGGAACGCGUCGUUGUCGACCCGACGGUAACAAUUUCGCGGAUGUACAAUCUUUUCUAUUGGUGUAUAAAUGUCGGUUCACUGUUCUCCAUUGUCACUACGCAGCUGGAGAGGCGCGUCGGUUUUUGGGCCGCAUUCGCGUUGCCGACCUGCAUUUUCCUGAUUACGCCAUGUGUACUUGCAUCAGGAUCCAGGCUUUAUUACAAAGUACCGCCGCAAGGCAGUGUACUGCUGGACGUCUUUAGAGUGGUUAGAAUAGCACUUAGAGGGUUUCUAUCGGGUCCGUCCAGAUUACUCCGGCGGUCAAGAAACUUUAGUGUCUGGGACAAGGCAAAACCAAGCUUCCUGGCUUCCGAGGAUGCAGAUAUUGAUAAGGCACAUCCGAUAUUGAUUACAUGGGACGAUGCCUUUGUCGACGAAGUGAAGAGCACUGCGACUGCAUGCCAAAUAGCACUCUUUUUACCGCUGUUCUGGAUCUCGUAUAACCAACUUGCAACGAAUCUGAUCUCGAUGGGUGCGACGAUGACAAUGCAGGGAACUCCGAACGAUCUUCUAGGGAAUUUUAAUCCCCUUGCGCUUAUCAUUCUUAUCCCUUUCAUGGACAUCGCUGUAUAUCCCAGCUUACGCAGAGCUGGCAUUGUACUGCAGCCAAUUUUUAGAAUCUGGCUUGGGUUCAUGUUUGCUUCACUCGCUAUGGUUUAUAGUGCCAUUCUUCAAUACAGGAUUUAUCACACGAAUCCAUGUGGAGAGUUCGUAGGCUCCUGUGCUCAACCAAGUACUAUCAGCAUCUGGAUGCAAGUUCUCAUCGCUAUUGCGGAAAUAUUUGCUUCGAUUACUUCUCUCGAAUACGCCUACAACAUGGCCCCAAAGAGGAUGAAGUCCGUCGUGAUGAGCGUCUUUUUGUUGACGUCCGCCGUUGGAAGUAUGAUUAAUGCUUUACUUGCGCCUUUCGUACAUGAUCCGAAUCUUGUCAAGAAUUAUGCUGGAAUCGCGCUGGUUACAUUUUUUGCCGGCAACAUCUUUUAUCUCAUCUUCAGACAUCGUGACUCGAGUGAGACAGAUAAAUCGGAUGAGGCAACUCUGAAUAACAGACCAAGCGAAGAUUUAGAUCGCGAAUGA